UUUCCAAGCAAUAGAACACGGCAGACACCAUCAAUACUCAGGAGAGGUUAAAGCAAAUCGGGCUCAUUUUUUUUUAGUACUUGCGGACUUCUCUUCGUCCAGCUUCAUCUCCAUUACAUUCCAUGGACUUGCCUGGAUUUCUUCUCACAGUCCUUCCGCUCUCUCUUCUCAGCUAUGCAUCCUAUGCAACCACAUCAUGGGAUGAUGAAGACUUCUUCAAGACUUGUUCGUCGCACCGAUGCAGCAAACAUGGACCAGAGAUCCGGUUCCCGUUUCGGCUUUCAACCCACCCUCCAUCAUGUGGCGCACCUGGCAUGAAGUUAGCAUGCUCUGGGCAUGACACAAUCCUGGAUCACCCGGUCCUUGGAUCCUGCAAAGUGACCGCAAUAUAUUACAGGCAUCGGGUGAUGAACGCCAUCCCGCUUGUGGAGUCCUCAUCACACUGCCCCCUUCAGAAGCUCAUAUCAACAAAUCAAUCUACUGAUGUGUACGAACCUCUUGUACUGAUGGAUUCUGAAGCUCCAGUACUGAUAGGUUGCUCAAGAGAUUCUGUAGCAACAAAUCAAGAAGGUAUUGUUGGCCCAAGCUAUUGCCAAAGCCUCAGUAACAACGCAAGCCAGUUCUGGUAUGUGGUGCCUCCUCUUACAGAUAUGUCUACUCUUCCUUUGGGCUGCGUGGUUGUUGCAAAAGGCAUCCCAAUACCUUACACCUAUCAUAAAAAUGGCCCAAACUUCGAUCCACUAUUCGACGGGUCAAACUUCAAGGAAAAGGCAAAGAGCGCUAUCAACUUUGGUGAAACAGUAUUCAGUUGGCACCUUAACAACAUUACCGGCAUUUGUCAACGGUGUGAACAGGAAGGGCGACGCUGUGGGUUCAGUUCAAACAGGGGACAAGCAUUCUGCCAGCGUCAUGGUUCACAUGUCAUCCUCAUUGCAGCUACAACAUCGGUAGCCACCUUAGUUGCUCUUUUAUUGAUCGUGGCCACUGGACUCUAUCUUUCACUGAAGAAAAAAUAUGAUGAAGCAAUACAUUUGAAGGUUGAAAUGUUUCUCAAGGCAUAUGACACAUCGAAACCCACAAGGUACACUUUCUCCGAAGUUAAGAAGAUAACAAGACGGUUUAAGGAAAAAGUAGGCCAGGGUGGGUUUGGAAGUGUUUACAAAGGACAACUACCAAAUGGAGUGCCAGUGGCGGUCAAGAUGCUAGAGAACUCUACAGGAGAGGGACAAGAAUUCAUCAAUGAAGUGGCAACCAUUGGGCAAAUUCACCAUGCAAAUAUUGUCUGCCUCCUGGGCUUUUGCUCUGAAGGAACAAGGCGAGCUCUUAUUUAUGAAUUCAUGCCUAAUGAAUCAUUGGAGAGAUACAUAUUCUUGCAUGAUUUCAAUAUUUCUCAAGACCUUCUAGUACCUGCCAAAAUGCUAGAUAUUGCAAUAGGAAUCGCUAGAGGAAUGGAGUACCUACAUCAAGGAUGCAACCAGCGCAUCCUCCACUUUGACAUCAAGCCUCACAGCAUCUUGCUUGACUACAGCUUCAGUCCGAAAAUUUCAGACUUUGGCCUUGCUAAGCUGUGUGCAAGGGACCAAAGCAUUGUUACCUUGACUGCAGCACGAGGUACGAUGGGCUAUAUCGCACCAGAGCUAUAUUCUCGGAAUUUCGGGGGGAUAUCUUACAAGUCAGAUGUUUACAGUUUCGGCAUGCUAGUCUUAGAGAUGGUUAGUGGAAGGAGGAACUCAGACCCAAGUAUUGAGAGCCAAAACGAGGUCUACCUCCCAGAGUGGAUCUAUGAGAGAGUAAUCACUGGGCAGGACCUGGUACUUAAUAGGGAAAUAACAGAAGAGGAGAAAGAAACAGUGAGGCAGCUGGCCAUUGUGGCACUCUGGUGCAUUCAGUGGAACCCCCAAAACAGGCCAUCAAUGACAAAGGUGGUAAACAUGUUAACAGGAAGGACGCAGAAUCUACAGAUUCCACCAAAGCCGUUUGUCUCAUCUGAAAGUCAUCCUAUGCUGUAAAACAUGGAGGAUAUACUACCAUGAUUUAGUAAGUAUAAUGGGGAGUUAAGCUUCCUCCAUGUGUGGGCAUAGUAGUGCCUAUCAUUAGCAUGCAAUGUAUUUGGAUCAUUCCACUUUAUCAGCCACCUGAAGUAAGACUUUUUCAGUCUUCACCAUGUAAUAACUUAAUUAGAAACAUAUCACGUCGGAUUUGGUUUCUAGUUCCGUGGUUCGGUUGUUGUGAUUACCUAAAAAAGAUGUUCCUA
Messenger RNA from Phragmites australis (common reed), 2254 nucleotides. RefSeq names its product rust resistance kinase Lr10-like. Gene Ontology annotation, biological process: protein phosphorylation. The record is from RefSeq and is a predicted model, not a curated record. Gene Ontology annotation, molecular function: protein kinase activity; polysaccharide binding; ATP binding. Bases 123 to 2009 code for a protein of 628 amino acids. Lineage: Eukaryota; Viridiplantae; Streptophyta; Magnoliopsida; Poales; Poaceae. The transcript has 3 exons.